UGUGAGUGGGGCGGACUCGAUAGCUGCAAUAGCGAGCGAAUGGUGGGAGGUGACGUCGCCGCCGCAUGCUAUGCUGUGCGUUGUGGCGGAGGAGAGGGCGAGUCUGGAGUCCGAACUUCGGAGUUGUCCGCUGUGGACUCUGUCUCUGAGGUGGCUGGAAAGUGGAAAAAGAAAUACGGAAAUACAUACAUAUAUGCAUAAAACUUCAAAAUGGCGUGGUCUGGUGUGUGAAGACGUCAGUGUGUUUAGUGCAUCGUACGCAAAAUAAAGCAAUUUUGAAAGAGACAAGGACAACGAACGCUGCAUUUCAUAAUACACUCAAGCUGAAUGUUCAUCCAAAUGUCCGCGGUCGCCCAUUCUAUGCCAGGUAGCAAUACGAACAAACUCGCACAAAAUCGUAACGCCGAGAGUAUAGGGUAAGUUUGACAUAAUUCUGCCUUGGGGUGACGAUCAUGAUUUGACUGUUUGCAUAUCAAUUUCAUUAUAUGAUUGUUGGUCAAUGAUGCCGAAAAAUCAACAUUUCUUGUUGAUUAAUCUCUAAGUAAAAGAGUAGUUGUGGUUGAUUGAAUUUGAUUCGAUUUCAUGGUAAGCAACAGAGUUAUUGGUUCAAUCAUUGUACAGUAUUCUUGACUCGGUUAAGUAGAAGGAAGGCUUAAUGAGCUUAUGCAUGCGAUUGCCAUAGUAGAGCUUCAUUGUAAUUCAGUCUAGCAACAAUUAGUCAUAAUAUUGAGCUUGUGGGUCGAGGGUUCGGAUUCAUGGUAGAGAAUACGAAAAUCAAAGGGAAAGAUGGAGGAAAGAUUGUCGAUGUCGAGGUGCCAAGAUAAGGCGACGAGCGCAAGGUGGGGAGUGGACGGCGCCGAGAGAGAGAAGCAGAAUGGCGUGUACAGGUAAAGGUAUACGACGGGAUAAGUAGUGGGAGCAGCGGAAGAAUCGGUGGCGACGAGUCGGGGUCAGUCAGCGGUAGGCGCUGGCCGGCAAAGCAGCUCCGCGCGUGCGGCCCCCCGAGCCCGGAAGCGGCCGACUGGCGAACGCGCGAUGUACGCGGGCAGCGGCGCUUACGAGGCGGCCUGCGAGCCAGCCUACCAACUGUACCCCGGCGCCGGCGGCGAUUUCCAGCAGCAGCCGCAGGCCCAGCUGCUGGGGCCCGCCGCCGCCGAGAUGCCGCCGGACUCGCCGCGCUCCAAGCGAGCCAGAUCCGAUGAGGACGACCCGAGCUCGGGCAAGUACAGGAGAAUGGACGACGACAGCAUGCAGGACAAGGAACGCUUUGCCAGCCGGGAGAACCACUGCGAGAUCGAGCGUCGACGCAGGAACAAGAUGACGGCCUACAUCACCGAGCUGUCGGACAUGGUGCCCACCUGUUCGGCGCUGGCGCGCAAGCCCGACAAGUUGACCAUCCUCCGCAUGGCCGUUGCCCACAUGAAGGCCCUGCGCGGAACGGGCAACACGAGCGCGGAUGGCACUUACAAGCCGUCCUUCCUCACGGACCAGGAGCUCAAGCACCUGAUCCUCGAGGCGGCCGACGGCUUCCUAUUUGUGGUCAGCUGCGAUAACGGACGUGUGAUCUACGUGUCGGACUCGGUCGCACCAGUGCUCAAUUACUCGCAGAGCGAAUGGUACGGCAGUAGCCUCUACAACCAGGUGCACCCGGACGACGUGGACAAGGUGAAGGAGCAGUUGAGCACGGCCGAGCCGCAGCAUGCCGGCCGCGUGCUCGAUCUCAAAACCGGCACCGUCAAGAAGGAGGGCCACCAGUCCUCGGUGCGCCUGUGCAUGGGCUCGCGACGGGGCUUCAUCUGCCGCAUGAAGGUAGGUAACCUGCAAGCGAGCGGCGACAUGGCCGCAGCCCACGGCCUCCAGCGCAUGAAGCAACGCAAUUCCCUGGGGCCACCGGCACGCGAUGGCCAGAGCUACGCCGUGGUCCACUGCACCGGCUACAUCAAGAACUGGCCGCCCACCGGUGAUUUUGUUGCUCCGCGUGUGCCCCCAGGUGUGGGCAUGCCCGGUGAGCAGCGAGCCUCCGUGCCGGGUCCUAAUGACGGCGUCGUGGGUGACGACGUGCCCACCCACUACUGCCUCGUGGCCAUCGGGCGACUGCAGGUCACCAGUACACCGAACACCAGUGACCUCGGCGGCUCCAGCAGCAAUAGCGAGUUCAUUUCGCGCCACUCAAUUGAGGGAAAAUUCACUUUUGUCGACCAACGGGUGGGAGCCAUCCUGGGAUACAGUCCAUCUGAGCUCCUCGGCCACCCUUGCUACGAGUUCUUUCACCCCGAGGACCACACUCACAUGCGCGAGAGCUUCGAGCAAGUACUCAAACUUAAGGGCCAGAUGUUGUCUGUGAUGUACCGCUUUCGAGCCAAGAGUCGCGACUGGGUCUGGCUGAGGACCUCAGCGUUCUCCUUCCUCAAUCCCUACACGGACGAGGUUGAGUACAUCGUUUGCACCAACACCACCGCCAAGUCGCUGCAUGGCGCCGGCGCUGGUGCGCCCGAGGGCCAGGCUCAGCCCGAGAACGAGGUGGUCUCGGCCUACGGCCAACCUAGUCUGGACUACGCUCUGGACAGCAGGCAUUCGGCUAGGAACCCUAUGUAUCCGGCAGCCAACGCCCACCACAUGAUGCAGCACGCGAGCGGAAUGCCCACCGCAGGACCUGCGACCCAGGCACCGCCACAGCAACCGCGGCCAUCAAGCACGCAAAAUGUUUACCCGAACUACGAAACCACUCAGUCUCCCAUAGCUUAUGGCUCGCCCAAUCAGCAAAACACGCCAUCAGCGGUGCUCAAUAGAAUUCAGAAGCCACCCGCGAAUACCUCACCCACGCCGGCCGUUCAGCAGGCGACGGCAAACUGGCCGGCUAUUGGCCGGCAGCAACAGCAGCAGCCGGUGGCUUGCGAAGGCUACCAGUACACUCAAUCCAGCCCCUCGAGGUCUCCGAGUGGGCCAACUUAUACGCAAUUGAGUAGCGGAGCUAGGACCCCGGCCAACCAAUAUCACGCAGUCACAACAGUGCCUAAUAACAAUACCGCCGGAAUGUGGAGCUGGCAGGGGCAGCAGCAACACCAAGGUCCCUCGCAAGACUCCACUGGUCAGCCUAAUGCUCAGGUGACUGGGCAACCACAAGCAACACACCCUAACGCUACUGGCCCAUCGGGACCCCAAACCCAAGAGUUAUCCGAUAUGUUGCAAAUGUUCCAGGACCAAGAAUUGGGCAUUUUCAACGCUAAUUUCGAAUGAACUGAUCGAUUCGUUUAGCGUACCAGCCUCAAACUGCAUACUCGAUUUGUUGCAAUCGAAUGAUUCAUUCUUUCUCAUGAUAACGUCCAUAAUUUUUUUUUCUUUUUCUUUUUUUUUUAUAAAUAUUUUACAAACAUUCUCCAAUCCACGAAUGUAUUGCGAAUGAAAAGAAUGAAUUUGCAUGAGACUUUGAGUGAUUUGCUGAUACAACUGCGAUAGGUUUAAGCAUUAUAUAUAAUAUUUGUUGAGUCGCGAGUGUUCAACAGCUCUUGAUCAUAUGUUGAUGUAGACGUAUAGUGUAUAUUUACAUGAAUUUUCGGAUCGAAGUUUCGAACUUUCACAGAGUUUAUUUACUGAAUAAUCGAAAUAAACUGCCCGGGAAAAAAAUUUUUGUUAUAUAUUAGUUACUGUACAAAACGAAUUUUCAAACUAUUUUUAAACCAUGACUUCAAACUCGCUUCUGCUCUAAGUUUAAUUAUUAUUAUACAUCUAUCUAUAUCAAUAUACGCUCGAAUUCAUUUCUGUUUGAUCACUCAGCGAUGUAUAAAAAAAGUAUUAUGCGAGAUACCACCAUUUUAAUGCACUAUUUAAAAUCAGUAAACCAAAAUAACUUACGAUGAAUCAUCGUUCAGAGAUCUUAUUUCAAAGUCCAAAAAUGUAUACAAUAAAGGGAAAAAAUCGGUUCGUCGUUACGGCAUUGACAAGGUUAAAUAACGCCAAAUAAAAUUCUAAUGAGUAAAUUGGAUAGUCGACAAUGCAUCUGAUCAAAUGAUAGAGGCACUGUGAUAAAAAAAAAGAAAAAAAGGAAUAGUAUCGGUCUAAACAUAUCCGUAAUACAAUGGACAUAGCAAAAAGAGACUUAUUUUUAUCAUUUUAUACCUUUCUGGUAGCCAAACCAUAAUUGGGGAGAAGAAAUGAGAAUUUUUUUCCAUUAGCGUAGAAUAAGUACUGUUAGAGGGACGCUUGAUUGUGCUCUAUAAACUAAAAUGUCAGCUGAAAAUUUCGCUUUACAAUUUUUUUCUUCUGAAAAGCUAAUGCACAAAAUAAUGCACUUGUAAUUUAAUAUAAAAAUAUUUACUUGAUAAUUUUUUCAUACACGUAAAAUUUAUUGGUUAGAUGGAUUAGAUAUGGAUAAAUAAUUUGGUUCAAUUGUUAUUGUAAACUAUAAUUGAAAAUAAAUAACAACUUUUUUGGAAUUACAAUGCUCAAUCAAACAAAUGCAAAUUGAUAAAGAGCAAUAUUACCUUAAUAACUCGUCGACAAUACUAAUUAUCAGUGAAGCAUAGAUGAAUCUAUUUUUUCUGUUUAUUAUGUAUCUUUGGAAAUAUCUAUGGUGGCAGUUUAAUACAUACGUUAAUAAAAGAAACAAAAUAUAGGAGAUACUGUAGAAAUUUUAUAAAAAUUUUUAUUCUUUGAUUGACUUGCUUUUUAAGGUAAAAUAAUCUUAGAAUAAGGAAUUCAGCUCGAUUAUGUGAAAUUAUUAUUAUAAUUAUAAACGGUGCAAUCGUUGUAGUCUCUCUCUCUCUCUCUCUCUCUCUCUCUCUCUCUCUCUCUCUCUCUCUCUCUCUCUCUCUCUCUCUCUUUAUUAAGAUAUUCGUAAAAU
Molecule: messenger RNA, 4840 nt
Organism: Phymastichus coffea
Lineage: Eukaryota; Metazoa; Arthropoda; Insecta; Hymenoptera; Eulophidae
Gene: tgo
Product: aryl hydrocarbon receptor nuclear translocator homolog
Exons: 12
Coding region: 1036-3237 (733 amino acids)
Biological process (GO): regulation of transcription by RNA polymerase II
Cellular component (GO): transcription regulator complex; nucleus; aryl hydrocarbon receptor complex
Molecular function (GO): protein dimerization activity; DNA-binding transcription factor activity, RNA polymerase II-specific; RNA polymerase II cis-regulatory region sequence-specific DNA binding
Source: RefSeq, a predicted model, not a curated record